Messenger RNA from Venustampulla echinocandica, 1134 nucleotides. RefSeq lists its product as uncharacterized. The transcript is spliced from 2 exons. NCBI's taxonomy places the organism in Eukaryota, Fungi, Ascomycota, Leotiomycetes, Helotiales, Pleuroascaceae. Bases 1 to 1134 code for a protein of 377 amino acids. The record is from RefSeq and is a predicted model, not a curated record.
AUGCCCCCCGAUCAACAAUCCGUGGUGGUGCAGAAGGAGAGGAAAUGGGUACGCGUCAUAUAUGGCUUGCCUCUUCUCCUCGGCGUCUUCGGCGCCCAGAAGACAAUGGGCGUAGUGGUUGGCCAGCUAUCCCCAACUCUUAUGGCCUCAGUGAAAUCCGGGACCAUCGUCCUAGGAAACGGAGAGGUAGCCCCUCUUGUCAGGACCUUCUUUAACAUCAAGGGGCUUGAUACCUUCUUGUCCAUUCUGGUUACCUUUUUUACACCGAUUCUCGGAGAUUUUGACCCUAUGGCGAAGCUCCAAGCAGUUGCAUUCGGGGCAGAUCUGGUACCGUUCCAAGUUGUCUGGUACAUUGAAGGCAUUCGACGGGGAAAUGCCUAUACUGUUGCCCACCUACUUCCAACCGUCCUGGGGAUUUUAUAUCAAGCCAAAGGCCUGGGCUUCAUCGCACCUAUAUAUUUCUUCCUUCACUAUAUCCAAUCUCCACUAGAGAAUUACCAGCCAGCCGAAAACCGGUUGACCAAUAUGAGAGCUGUGAAGACCAUUAUUCCAACCAUCGUCCUCACGUUUCUGCUGCCUACCAUUGUCAUGAUGGCUGCACCUCAACUCGAAGGUCGCCAAUGGGUCAAUGGCCUCUUCUGGCAAUUAUUCCCGCUAUAUGGAGCCAUCUGCCAGCGUGCUCUAGGGCUUUUAGUCAAUGAUACUACGGAGGUCGAUCGCAUCUCAAGUCCCGAAGCAGACAUGCCAUACCUUCGCUUGGCCUACGGCUUAUCUGCAGGAUUUGCUGCGUGUGCAAAUCUAUACGUACGCUUCGCUUCUCCGUUCCCACUCAUGGACAUCUUUUUCAAAGAUAUUGCAAAUCCUUCAGCUCCAGCGACCUUGAUGCAAGGAGCGGCUAGAUUUUUGAGAUACGAUCACAUUAUUGCGCUCGGCGCUGGCACUAUCUGGGUCAUGCUGAGUUUGGGCGAUUUGAAGAGCGCUGGCAGACUCCAGGCUGGGUGGGCGAAGAUUAUAGGGGCUUUUGGUGCGAUAGCUCUUGUUGGGGGUCCUGGGUCUGCCAUGGUGGCUAUGUGGGCUUGGAGAGAAGAGAUCCUUGCCAAGAGAAAGCCAGUACCUGUUGGAAAGAUAGAGUAG